UGAACAUGUAUCUCCAAAAGUAGGUCUGGGUCUAGACUGCACGGAAAGGAAAGGAAACGACCUCCAGAUCACAAUGCGCAAACUACGAAGUGCAUUAAAACAGAAGGACGCAACAAGACGCUGAGACGCUGACCCACACAACACUGAGAGCAGCUGAGAGGGAGGACGACCACAACAUGGCCGACAGCCCAAAUACAGAAGAGACCCCCAGCGGACUGACGGAUCGCAGCGGUAGUUACUUCAAGCUGGUUGACACUUUUGCACUGGAGCUGGAGGAACUAGAGAAGGAAAUGGUCAAGAAAGAAGUGGACCAUGAGACACUGGACAUAACUGGUUUGGACGGAGACAUGAGUGCCGUUCACCUGGAUCCUGAUCACCAUGGCGGCACAGGAGGUGAAAGAGAUUCUGGGUAUGAUUCUCUGAGGCGCAGGAUGAGUGUUUUGGACAGACUGACGCAGACACACACAGUUUGGCUUCUGCUGUGUCUAAGUGAGGAAGAGGCGGGACAUAUCUUGCUGCAACAACCACCAGGGGUGUUUUUGGUGUGCAAGUCUCCUGCUCUGCAGAGGAAAGUGCUCUCAGUGAGAUUAAAAGAGGACCAAUCUGAAAACCCCAUCAGUCACUUUCCGGUCAGAGAGAGCCAGUACACUUUUUCCCUUGAGGGCUCGGCUAUUAGUUUUGCAGACCUGUUUCGCCUGGUAGCUUUCUACUGUAUCAGCAGGGAUGUGUUGCCCUUUACACUCAAACUUCCAGAAGCCAUUGCAUCGGCCAAGACGCAGAAAGAGCUGGAGGAGGUGGCUCAGCUCGGACCAGGCUUUUGGGACUCCGUUCUCUGCAGCCUACGUGGCCCUGCUGCCUCCCCCCGCACCUGUCGCACCUGUCGCCCCGUGAGCCGGACCCUCAGCCCCCCACGUCCCAACAAAUCCAGGGAUCAAGACGCCACAUCCCCUCAAAGAUACAACUACAGCAGUGACAGCGCACCACCAACUUUAAGAUCGCAGAAUUUGUCUUCAUUUCAGGAAAAAAGACAUUCGAGUGGACCAUUAUGUUAUGUUAACCCGCUUUUCCUCCAAACACGACAUCACCAUCGUAGCCAAGAUCGUCAAAGAGAGUCUCACGGUAGUGAAAGGAAUCCUGAGCUGUCCUUCUCGCUGAAUGUAGAUGAGCAAGAGGCCAAGCUGAACAACCAAUCACGUUCCCCGCCUCCUCGCCCCCCUCCUCCCCGGUCCAUGCCCAAACGUCGACCUGCCCCACCCCCUCCUGCACCUGCAACUACCAAAAGCACCACCAGACCCAAAAGCAUGCCCGUUGUUCACUCCAAUGCAACCCCGAGAAAACUGCAACCCUCUACCAAGCGACCUGCGCCAGCCCCCCCUACCUCAACAAACAAAAGUAGCAAAAGCCCAUCUAAAAGUUCAAAAACUCCACCACCGAGACCUAAAAAGCCUGAUUUGGAGUCUCACCGCUGCCACAUAGCUCUAGAUGAUGAAACAAUUGCUAAAGCACUGUCCCGCGCCAAGAUUCCAACCUCUCCACCCACUGCAGACAAACCCUUGGACGACGCAGAAAUGAGUGAAAGAAACCAACAUUUAAGUGACGUGAGCAUGUCGACUUCCUCUUCUGACUCACUUGAAUAUCCCAGAUACACAUUAAGGCAAGAUCUAGCCUCCAGUCCCUCGCAAGAUCAGGAUAUCGUAGAGGACAGCAGCGAUGAGGAUGAGGAGGGAGAGUAUGAAGAGGAAGAAGACUAUGGAGUCGGACUUGAGGCAGAUUUGGAAAUGCGCCUACGCCCUUCUUUCAAAUCUCGUCGACGUAGGAUGGCUGUAAGGUUGAGCGGAGGAUCUUUAAUUUUACCGAGAGCGCUUAAAGGCCGAUUUCGGAAAGUUAGUGGCAUGUUGAGUUCGCUGAUGACUCCUGAGAGGCGAGCUGUGAAGAGGAUCGCAGAACUGUCCCGGGAUAAGAGUUCAUAUUUUGGAUCACUAGUGCAAGAUUAUUUAAGUUUUGUGCAGGAGAAUAAAGCAUGCCACACGUCAGGAAUAGACUUUUUACAAACUCUACGACAGUUUUUGACGCAAAUGAAGGCAUAUUUGAAACAGAGCUCAGAGCUGGAUCCUCCACUUGAGUCGCUCAUACCAGAGGAUCAGAUUGAUCAGGUCCUGGAGAAGGCCAUGCACAAGUGUGUGUUAAAGCCACUGAAGAGCGUCAUCGAUGUGAUUCUGCAUGACUUCCAGGUGAGCAGUGGUGGUUGGCAGCAGCUAAAGGAGAAUCUGGCCCUGGCAAAGUCCAAACGCCCACAGGAGCUGGGCGUGGACGGGGCCGCGGUCCCUCCAGACGCAGUGGUCAUAGAAAAGAUCAGACACAAGUUUGUAAACAUGAGAAAGAUGUACUCGCCUGAGAAAAAGGUCUCCCUGCUGCUGCGGAUAUGCAAACUUAUCUACACGAUCAUGCAGGACAACUCAGGUAGGAUGUUUGGAGCCGAUGACUUCCUGCCUAUGCUGACCUAUGUUAUGGCCCAGUGUGACAUGCCUCAACUGGACACAGACAUUCAGUACAUGAUGGAGCUGCUGGACCCCUCUUUGCUUCAAGGGGAAGGAGGCUACUACCUGACCAGUGCAUACGGAGCCAUGUCUCUGAUUAAAAACUUCCAAGAGGAGCAGGCGGCCCGGGUGCUGAGCUCUGAGACCCGUAACACGCUUCACCAAUGGCACCGGAGACGCACUGCCCAGCGAACGGCGCCCUCUGUGGACGACUUUCAGAACUAUCUCCGUGUGGCUUUCCAAGGAAUAGACACGGGAUGCACAGCCAAAACUCUCGUAGUCCAUCCCUACAACACGACCGAAGAGGUGUGCUCCGUCUGUGCGUACAAGUUCAAGAUCUCAGACCCCGAGAACUAUGCACUGUUUUUGGUUACCGAGGAAACAAGCCAGCAGCUCGCCCCCGAUACACAUCCUCAGAAAAUCAAAUCAGAACUGCACAGUCGACCCUGGACACAUAUUUUCCAUUUUGUCUACAGGAGGAUACCCAAUCUCAACCUGUGUAUCCCGGCGGUUAUUCACAAUGGUAAUGACUUUCAAUAGCAAAAGUUAAAAAAGGCACUUGGUAAGUUUUGGUAUGACGUGUUUUGUAAGUACGUUUUGAAGACAGAUUUUGGUAUGUUUUAGUUUAAAUGUAUACACUUAAUGGCAAAAUUUGGGGGGAAAAAUGAAAUCACUUGCAACUUUUCUAGUGUUGGUCCAUCACCUGCUUGUCUCAGUGGUGAUAUUAUUGCUUAGCCUGGAAUAUUCCACCAUAUGGCAUUAAACUUACCCAUCUAGAAGUUUUUAUUUAAUUACUGUUUUUGUUUUUUAUUGCUCGAGUACUGUAUUAAAAACAGUGGGCACCUCUCCACAGAUCUGACCUGCAACAUGGGCUGUUAAUGCCACCUGCUUGUCUGGUGAUAUAUAUUUUUGUUGCCAUACUGUGCAGCAUUUUAGGCAAAGUACUAACAUAUCCAUGAAGAAAAGGAGAAAAAAGCAUUCUCCAUCAGAAAGGUUACAUUGUAAAGCUUUAGUAAUAUUAUCUAAAUCAAUCAAUAAGAUUAUUUUAACAUUAUGGGUAACGCAGUACAGGUAUACAUGUUCAGGGAGAAUGGUGUUGAGUUGACCUUUAUACAGGAUUGUUUAUGGAGUACUGGAUUUGAAGGCUCAGAAUCAGAUUUUAUUUUCUGCCUGUAUUUGUUUGAACUAUGAGAUGUCCUCAGUCUACUUCUCUAACUUAACUUCUGACUUAACAGUGUUUCAUGUGCUGUGUAACUGUCGACCAUAAUAAUGUCCUCAAUGUCAUUUAAUACAGACAUGGACUCACAUCUGAACGGAACUGGUCAGGAUUAUAACACUAAAGAAAAGGAGACUAAAUAUCUGUCUGUGUAUUGCUAUGAACUGCAGUGAUUUGAAGUUUGUGCAAGCAGCUAAUGUUUUAGUUUCAUUUACACUGCUUUACUUCUCAGUGCACUAAGGAAUGGAGAACAAAAGUGUUUGUGCCCUCUGCUGGCCACUGUGGCAUUGUGGAUUUUUCCCAUACGUCUGUUCUAGAUCAUUUUAAGCACUAAAUUUAUUGUAAAAUACCUGCGCUAUAGUGCUCAAGAAAGCCUGACAACUGUAUAAACAUGCAAUCUCUAAUCUAGUAAUUCAAUAAAAAUAAAACCAUAUUUUCCUUAACUGCUGCUGUCCAAGGAGCCUUUAAAUAAACUAAAAAUGCUGAAUGCUACUGCUACUUUGAUAUUAGACAAAUAACACAGGGCUAAAUGAUUAAAGAUCAUUUAUAAAAUUGUAAAUUAUUAUGAUUUAUUUGAUUAUCAUUAUUAUGUUUUUACAAUUGCUGGACAAUUGUAACAUGUUUCUGUGAAGAGGUAUUUUUAUAUUGAAAAGUUGUUUUUUCCUAUGUCGUUUUGUUUGAGAUUUGAGAUAGAAAUGGUAAGUCUUGAUACCUACAAAAUGACAUAAGCAGUGUGCAUUUUAGAUUUCUCAGUAAAACAGAUGUGUGUACUGUUUAAAACAAUAUAUAUUUUGUUUUGGAUUUUCUGUUCAAUCCAAUAAACCAAGAGACAUGAUACCUCAAUGUGUCUGUG
Messenger RNA from Periophthalmus magnuspinnatus, 4606 nucleotides. Its product is annotated as ras and Rab interactor 2-like. The record is from RefSeq and is a predicted model, not a curated record. The transcript has 13 exons. NCBI's taxonomy places the organism in Eukaryota, Metazoa, Chordata, Actinopteri, Gobiiformes, Gobiidae. Gene Ontology annotation, molecular function: small GTPase binding; guanyl-nucleotide exchange factor activity. Gene Ontology annotation, cellular component: cytosol; endocytic vesicle. Gene Ontology annotation, biological process: vesicle-mediated transport; signal transduction. Bases 177 to 3077 code for a protein of 966 amino acids.